This is a messenger RNA of Prunus dulcis (almond), 3251 nucleotides long. RefSeq lists its product as uncharacterized. The record is from RefSeq and is a predicted model, not a curated record. The coding region runs from base 313 to 2868 and encodes 851 amino acids. Lineage: Eukaryota; Viridiplantae; Streptophyta; Magnoliopsida; Rosales; Rosaceae. The transcript has 11 exons.
CUUUAUGAAUUUGAAAGUUUUCGACCGAAAAACCAACUCCCUUUUCUUCUUUUCCAGCGACGGUUAUGGUGGUAGUGAAAUGGAACCCGAUGUUUACAAUUAGAGCUCUCAGAGGCUCCUUUCUGAAUUCUGAUCGCACACAACCGAAGUGUCAGAGUCUUGCGUCCUCCGGAGCUCACAUUUAGGACUUUUCCGGCAGAGAAGAAUCGGAAUCGGACAGUUAGGUCUUUCAGCUUUGAGACGUUUCUGGCUUGCGAUCACCUCUGAGGUUCAGAGGAGAGCUCGAUCUCGGACACUUAUUUUGGUGGGACAAUGAAUUUCCUUAUGCGGUCAAGUCAUGUACAACGUGUGUCGGCAGAACAACCGUCUGUUCCUGAACCACCUGCAGAUGCUCACCCUACCCCAAAAUCAGCAACAACAUUGGAGGGUCUAAUUGCUGAAGAUUCAUAUCCACAAUAUUCCACAAUCGAUGAUCAUGUUGGAGAAAGUGAAUAUAGAGGUGAAAAUGCCAUUGGUGCAAAUAAUGAAUCUUCUGUCAUAGCAAAGCAUUAUGACGUAUCUGAUGAGGAGGGAUGGAUUGCCAUUCCAUACAAAGAACUCCCUGAUAAUUGGAAUGAUGCACCAGAUAUACAUUCAUUACGCUCUCUGGACCGCUCCUUUGUUUUCCCCGGUGAACAAGUUCAUAUCCUUGCAUGCUUGUCAGCUUGUAAGCAGGAUACAGAAAUUAUUACUCCCUUUAAAUUAGCUGCAGCCAUGAGUAAAAAUGGCAUAAGACAAAGCCCAAAGAAACAAAAUGGAAAUGCUGAAGAGGGUAAUGGUGCAUUGUUGAGAAAAGGAGAAAUGAGUCCUGACAGUCAAGGUGCAGAACAAAAUGGUGAAACCCUGUCAAAAGAGAAGACUGAACUACAAAAGGAUGUUACUGAUAGUGAAUCCCUUCUUAGAAUGGAGGAUCACAAAAGACAGACUGAAAUCUUAUUGCAAAGAUUUGAGAGGUCUCAUUUUUUUGUUAGGAUUGCAGAGUCAAGUGAGACACUUUGGUCAAAAAAAAGUGCUCCUAAGAAAUCUUCAGUAUCUCUUGGGAUGGAUGGUCAAGAGUCUAAGGAAAAUGGAACCCAGAAAAAUGCUGUAAAUGUGUCUCGACUUAAUGCUAUUAUUGAUAAAGGAAAUUUUGAUCCCAAAGUCUCUGGUGGUGUAGCAAGAAAUAAUGUCAAGUGUUGCUCUCUUUCUAAUGGAGACAUAGUGGUUCUUUUACAAGUGAAUGUUGGUGUCGAUUUUUUGAAUGACCCUGUUAUUGAGAUUCUUCAGUUUGAGAAAUCUCGUGAGGGAAGUUUGUCUUCUGAGACUCAGGAAAACUUAGUUGAUGCAAAUCAGGACCCAUGUGGAGAAUUGUUAAAAUGGUUGCUUCCAUUGGAUAACACACUUCCGCCUACAGCUCGCCCUCUAUCUCCUCCUUUAACUUCCAAUUCAGGAAUGGGUAGCACAUCUCAAAAGUCUGGUUCUCAACUCUUCUCCCAUUUUAGAAGUUACUCCAUGUCAUCACUACCACAAAAUACUACACCACCACCUGCACCUAUUAAAGCCGCCAGUUCUAAGCCAACCUUUGAUCUUGAAGAUUGGGAUCAGUCUUCAUCUCAGCAGUUCUGGAAGAGUCAAAAAACUGGUUACGAGGUGCUUUUAUCUUUUCGAGGUGUGUCAUUGGAGCGAGAACGAUUUUCUGUUCGUUGUGGAUUGGAGGGAAUCUAUACUCCAGGAAGAAGGUGGAGGAGAAAACUUGAAAUUAUACAACCUGUAGAAAUCCAUUCUUUUGCUGCUGACUGCAAUACAGAUGACCUUCUCUGUGUCCAGAUAAAGAAUGUUUCUCCAGCACAUGCACCACAUAUUGUGGUAUAUAUAGAUGCUAUAACAAUUGUAUUUGAGGAGGCUUCAAAAGGUGGACAAUCCUUAUCAUUACCAAUUGCAUGUAUUGAAGCAGGAAACGACCACAGUUUGCCAAACCUAGCCCUCAGGAGAGGUGAAGAGCAUUCCUUUAUUCUUAAACCGGCAACAUCCCUGUGGAAGAAUCUCAAGGCUGGUGGUGAUAGAAGAACUCAAUCAUCACAACUGCAGGCUGGAAAUGCAGCAUCAAGUUUGCGUCCACCAUCCAAGGCUGUUGAAUUAAAGAGGAGUGCUUCAACUGCUGAUCAGUAUGCAAUUAUGGUAUCAUGUCGGUGCAACUACACUGAGUCGAGAUUAUUUUUCAAACAGCCAACAAGUUGGCAGCCACGUGUUUCAAGGGAUCUUAUGAUCUCUGUUGCAUCUGAAAUGUCUGGACAAUCUAGUGCACCCAGUGGAGGGGUCUCUCAGCUUCCUGUUCAGGUCUUAACUCUUCAGGUUUCAAAUCUAAUGUCAGAAGAUCUAACUCUGACGGUUCUUGCUCCAGCUUCAUUCACUUCCCUUCCUUCAGUGGUCUCCUUGAAUUCUUCACCUUCUUCACCAAUGAGCCCAUUUGUUGGUUUUCCUGAGUUUACAGGAAGGAGUCCUACAAUGCAGAGGCUAAGCUCACCGCUCCUUUCAUCAAAGAAUCAGAAACAAAAUGGUACAGGUGGAGUUUGGCCAGCUUCUUUCAACGAACAGGCUUCUCCAAUAUCUGAUGCCAUUCCUAGUAAUGGUUUGUGUUGUACACAUCUGUGGCUUCAGAGUAGAGUUCCACUAGGAUGCGUUCCCUCCCAAUCUAUGGCAACCAUCAAGCUUGAGCUACUUCCAUUGACUGAUGGCAUAAUCACACUGGACACACUACAAAUUGAUGUCAAGGAAAAAGGUCUUACUUAUAUACCGGAGUACUCACUGAAGAUUAAUGCGACUUCCAGCAUUUCAACUGGGAUUUUUUAAGAAAUAUCUAGUGCGCCGUGCAUUUCUUUCAACAUCUUAAACUGAACCGUGAAGGAAUUUUUGAACUGUCACUUGUGUAGCGAUCAAGCAUCGGGUGCGUGACAACAGGCACCGAGGUUUCCCUUGGCUUUGUUUAGUUGGAAUUCUCAUGUCAAUUCGUUCUGGUAGAAAUAUAAGGUCACAGCGUGUGUUGUAAACCGUGGUUUGAGAAUAGGGAUUGUUUGAUACCCCUUUACCCCUUCCAGUGGGUGACUGUAUUCUCUGUAGAUGAAUCUACUUGUGUGAUAUGUAAUCAUUUAAUACAGAAAAAAUUGUGUAGCUUCUUAUUGAGUUGACUCUUUGUUUUCCAUUCAAAAAUUAAUUUCAAGUUUUUAUUUUUACUU